AUGCAGUCUGCUGUGGAAGAUGGUUCUCCCUGGGCAGAGGACUGGGAUUCUGUCCACGGCCCUCCCUACAUCAUGACUGCCCAGUGGCUGAAGGUCAUCGGGGACCGUCAGCAGGAGCCUGAGAGGCCACAUUCUGGAGGCCUGUAUGAUGGGCACCUGACCAGUUUCCAGCUGAAAUCUUUGAGCUUUCUCAAGUCACUGAAGCUGGACCAGCAGAAGCAGGAGCAAGCACUGGCCCUUCUGCAGCAGCAAGCCGAGCAGGAGGUGUGGGAGACACAGAUGUUACUGGAUGAACUUCUCUUCAAACACCAGCUGAAGAGGCGGAUGGAGAAACCCUCAGCCCAGCAGGGGCCAGAAGAGACUGCAAAACGGAAAGAGCGGCAGACGUGUGGUGGCCCAGAGCCGAGCACAUUCUCUCUCCAUACAAUGAAAACCAGAUCCAACUCACCACUCCCCCUAUACAGAGACAGCCCUGAAUCCCCGAAGCAGCGUGAGGAAGCGAAGGCAGUUUUUGCAGAGCCAGUGCAGCAGAACACAAGCCCUUCCCUGUUGGUUCUAGCCGAGUUCCACCCUUCAGACAGACCUACCUACCAGUGGAACAUAGCGAGGUCAGAGCCAGAAACAGAAGUGUCCAGAGCCUCCCACCGCUUCACUAUUGCAAUGCUGGAGCAGAGUCUGAGAGAUGAGGAGCUCCGUGCACAGUACCAGACUGCGGUGCUAAGACUGCGUGAGCUGGCCCUGGAAGAAAAGACCCGUGCGGAGCUGGCCUGCCUAGAGCAUCAGAUGGGGUGCCUGGGUAAUGUGGGACGUGAAGCAGCACGGGCUGCUCUGUGUGAAAAGCAGCAGCAAACCUUCAGCAGACUGGAGAAGGAACGGAGGGAAAUCCAGUACCUGAGGAAGGUGUACUUGUCCCUGCACCAUGGUAGGAAGCAGCUCCUGCAGCAUCAGCAGUCUAUCCUCAAUGGGCAGAGGUCUAUGGCCCACUUGCAACAGGAGCUCCAGGUUCGAGCCCAGCUGCUGAAGAGUUGCAGCCCCAGAGUCAAGACCACCUGGAAGGAGGUCUCCAAGACAAGUCAGAAAAUGGAGGGGCACAGGUCUGGAAGUCCCCAAAGCCACCCCCGUCAGGAAAUCUCUGAGAAUUCGGAAAGAAGUACACACCUUUCCUCUGGGCAGAAGGAAGGGACAUCUCCCCAGACACCUUCAGUUGCAGAUGAGUCCCUGCAGCUUCUCAGACUGAACCACACAGAUGUCACACCUGGGACCAGAACCCCAUCCGUGGAGAGUGGACAUCAUAGCCAAGGGCCUGGGAAACACCCUUGUGUCUUUCUCCCUGGUCUGCUGCACCUGAGCUCUCUGGACCCUGGACAUCAGAAAAACCCAACUGUUCCUGCCACCAAGAAAGACGGCAGCUCAGCCCCUCAGCCAAAGCCACAGGAGGCCAAAGAACCACCUCCCCCAGGAGACCUACAGACCAAGUCCAGUGCAGCCUGGGCAGUGGAGAGGCCCUUGGCUACUACAGACAGCCAUGCUUGGAGCCUGCACAGACAGUGUGGGCAGUCCUUAAGUGGAGAUGGUCCUUGUCCCCAGGAAGCCAGGCAGGUGGCUGGAAAAAGAACAAGCCAAGUGCUGGAUGUUUCCAGAAGCUCUGAGGAAGAAUUGCAGGAAGAGGCACACUGGCAGUCAGAGCAGCGAAGGGGUGGAACGUGGGCAAGUAUCAAAAUUGUUGAUACUCAGUGA
This is a messenger RNA of Mus pahari (shrew mouse), 1737 nucleotides long. RefSeq lists its product as uncharacterized. Bases 1 to 1737 code for a protein of 578 amino acids. The record is from RefSeq and is a predicted model, not a curated record. The transcript is spliced from 16 exons. Gene Ontology annotation, cellular component: centrosome. Lineage: Eukaryota; Metazoa; Chordata; Mammalia; Rodentia; Muridae. Gene Ontology annotation, biological process: microtubule anchoring. Gene Ontology annotation, molecular function: microtubule binding.